AUGGCCACUUCAUUAAGUUCUAAACUGAGCAAAGCUGUGAAGCAGCAGUACAUGAGUCUCCCUCAGGGAGAUAAAGUCCAAGCCAUGUACAUCUGGAUAGAUGGAUCUGGAGAGGGGCUGCGAUGCAAGACCAGAACUUUGGAUUUUGAACCCAAGAAGAUUGAGGAUCUUCCUGAGUGGAACUUUGACGGCUCCAGCACCUAUCAGUCUGAAGGCUCCAACAGCGACAUGUAUCUGAUCCCUGCAGCCAUGUUCAGGGACCCCUUCAGGAAAGACCCCAACAAGCUGGUGCUGUGUGAGGUGCUCAAGUACAACUGCAAACCAGCAGAGACUAAUCUGCGGCACACAUGUAAACAGAUCAUGAGCAUGGUGGAAAACACCCACCCGUGGUUCGGUAUGGAGCAGGAGUACACUCUGCUGGGUGUAGAUGGACAUCCCUUUGGCUGGCCGUCCAACGGUUUUCCAGGUCCACAAGGGCCUUAUUACUGUGGAGUGGGUGCAGAUAAAGCAUAUGGACGGGACAUAGUAGAAGCCCACUACAGAGCCUGUUUGUACGCCGGGGUCCAGAUCUGUGGUACCAAUGCUGAAGUCAUGCCAGCUCAGUGGGAGUUCCAGAUUGGGCCGUGUGAAGGUAUCAACAUGGGAGACCACCUGUGGGUUGCUCGCUUCAUCCUUCACAGGGUUUGUGAGGAUUUUGGCGUGGUGGCUUCCUUUGACCCCAAACCCAUCCCAGGAAACUGGAAUGGUGCAGGAUGCCACACUAACUUCAGCACAAAGGAGAUGCGAGACGAAGGCGGGCUCAAAAUCAUCGAGGAGUCAAUUGAAAGGCUUGCAAAGAGACACAGAUACCACAUCCGUGCCUACGACCCCAAAGGUGGGCUAGACAACGCCAGACGUUUGACCGGUCAUCAUGAAACCUCAAAUAUCGAUGAAUUCUCCGCUGGUGUGGCCAACCGGGGAGCCAGCAUCCGCAUCCCUCGUGCGGUGGGGCAGGACAAGAAGGGUUAUUUUGAGGACCGCCGUCCGUCUGCGAACUGUGACCCAUACAUUGUCACAGAAGCUCUUGUGCGCACAUGUUUACUCAAAGAAGAAGGAGAGGAGCCAGUAAAUUACAGCAAAUGAGCAAUGCAAGACAUUUUUAACUUUGCAAAAUACUUGUCCUAACUAGUACUGUAUUUAGCCUUGUCUUUUUCAAGACUUCAUGAUCUGUACCUUUGUAAUUUUUUUUUACUUGACAGAUGAAAUAAGAUUGAGGUUUUCUAGAUUGUAUGUGAACUCUGUUGUAUACAGUAAAUCCUUACCUCUGACGCAACACUGCCUUUUUGUUAAGA
This is a messenger RNA of Sphaeramia orbicularis (orbiculate cardinalfish), 1331 nucleotides long. RefSeq names its product glutamate-ammonia ligase (glutamine synthase) b (gene glulb). The transcript has 6 exons. The coding region runs from base 1 to 1122 and encodes 373 amino acids. The record is from RefSeq and is a predicted model, not a curated record. NCBI's taxonomy places the organism in Eukaryota, Metazoa, Chordata, Actinopteri, Kurtiformes, Apogonidae. Gene Ontology annotation, cellular component: cytoplasm. Gene Ontology annotation, molecular function: glutamine synthetase activity.